AUGAAACGUGUAUAUCUAAGUGGGGCGCAAAAGCGUAAAAAAGGAGAAGUAAAGGAAAAAGAAAUAUUCAAGCUACAAAAGAUAUCAGACUUUUGUACGCUUUUGAAUAAAGAGACUCAAGCUGUUCCUAGUACUUCUAAUUUAAAUAUUUUUGACAUACAAAUCAUUGAAGAAGCGAAUACGGAGCCCAUCGAUCCUUCAGGAUCACUGAUACCAAAACUGUCAAAUUUAGAAAAUAAUGAGAUUGAACAGUCUAAAUAA
Parnassius mnemosyne (clouded apollo) is the source of this 261-nucleotide messenger RNA. The record is from the annotation of a GenBank genome assembly. NCBI's taxonomy places the organism in Eukaryota, Metazoa, Arthropoda, Insecta, Lepidoptera, Papilionidae.